CCAUGCCUGCAGCACCAUGCACACGGGGGGCUCGCUCCCCGCCAGCCAUCCCUCCAGGGGUGCUGCCGCCAGGCCAGGCUGGAUCCCCGGGGCUGCUGGAGGCCACGGGCGCAGCGGGGAGCUGCAGGACGGGGUCGUGUUGGGGUGAGAGGGAGCUGCAGGAGAGGCACGAGCGAGCCCCGCGUGCCGGGCGCCUUCCGAGGCGGUGCAGGGCAGCCUGGAGGGCUCUUCAGUCAAGUGGCAAAAAGCUGCACGAAAACAAGAGCCUGGAGCAGCAGCCGGGUGAGCUGCACGGACAGCAGAGCCGCAGCCCCGAGCUCGCUGCCAGCCCCACCGCGGGGCAGCCGCAUCCUGGGCCGGGGGCUGCACCCGAGCGUGCGGCUGCUGCUGGGGCGGCGACGGGACAGGUCGGAGCGCGGGCACCGCGUGCCCCACGCCUGCUGCCGUUACCAGCGCAGCCCGGCCGCGUGCCGCGGGACCAGCACUGCCCCGGAGCGGGGCCAGCACCGCUCAGCGCCCCGCAGGACCGGGGGCCGGGGGCUCCCCGUGUGCCGCAGCGGCGAUGCAGCGCGCGGCGCUUGGCGGCUGUUCCUGCCGGGCAAGUUUUCUGCAGACGCCUGCUCCGCUCGAGGCUUCUACUUCCUGGUCGGCAGCCAGGAGCGAGCAGAUACCUGAUACUUGGGGAUUGUGCAACGGCACGAAGGGGGAGCCUGGCCAGGCCAGUUCCUUAUGAGCCACCCGGAAGGCAGUCCCCUCCCGCCUGGCCGGCCCCACCUGGAGAGGAGCUUAAAGCCCAGCGGGGUGGCCCUGCACGCGCAGAGCCGGCUCCCCUGCACCAUGCCCAAGGCCAGCAGCGUGCUCGUCCUCGCAGGGCUCCUGGUUCUCUGGGCAGAGCUGCCGCCAGCAUCCGCCCAGAAUGUCACGACGAAAGCCGGCGUGUGCCCGGACCCAGCGACAGAAGAAGCGAACUGCACAGUGGGGUGCCAGUCCGAUGGUGACUGCGAGAGCACCCUCAAGUGCUGCCCGGCGGCCUGUGGCAAGGCCUGCCAGGAGCCCAACG
Molecule: messenger RNA, 1060 nt
Organism: Oxyura jamaicensis (ruddy duck)
Lineage: Eukaryota; Metazoa; Chordata; Aves; Anseriformes; Anatidae
Product: WAP four-disulfide core domain protein 2-like
Exons: 2
Coding region: 3-998 (331 amino acids)
Biological process (GO): antibacterial humoral response; innate immune response
Cellular component (GO): extracellular region
Molecular function (GO): peptidase inhibitor activity
Source: RefSeq, a predicted model, not a curated record